Messenger RNA from Besnoitia besnoiti, 4089 nucleotides. RefSeq names its product cation-transporting atpase family protein. Gene Ontology annotation, biological process: retrograde vesicle-mediated transport, Golgi to endoplasmic reticulum; phospholipid translocation; endocytosis. Gene Ontology annotation, cellular component: endosome; trans-Golgi network; plasma membrane. Gene Ontology annotation, molecular function: magnesium ion binding; ATPase-coupled intramembrane lipid carrier activity; ATP binding. The coding region runs from base 1 to 4089 and encodes 1362 amino acids. The transcript is spliced from 20 exons. The record is from RefSeq and is a predicted model, not a curated record. Lineage: Eukaryota; Apicomplexa; Conoidasida; Eucoccidiorida; Sarcocystidae.
AUGAGCGCCUCGUCGCGCGCGUCGGCGCCCUCGCCGUCAGACCCUGAACUGCGCUCGUCUCCCUCUUGCGAAACGUUUUCGUCUGCCUCGAGUUCCUCUCCCCUUCCGUCUUUCUCAGCGGCCGAUUCGUCGCCUCACUGGCCAUCCACCCCUCUAGGUCUUUCCGCCUUCGCCGAGGCCCGCGAGGCGCCGCCUGGUCUCCUUCCGCAGCCCGGCAGCCCUCCCACGCAGGCGCUCCUUGCGCCGUUGGCUCACUCCACGGCGCUGCCAGCGCCGUCGUCUGCCAUCCCCUCCCUCUCGUCCUUCUCAGCGUCUGCACUCGCGCCGCGCGUCUGGGGCCGGCAGGCCUACGCGCCGCUCACUCAGGAGGCCUGCGAGGAGACUGAGCCGCCCGCUGGUGCUGGAGGCGCGGCGAGCGGAGACGACGCGCAGACGACAGGCGACGCAGGCGCCGCAGAUCCCGACGAGGCGCUCGCGGCGUCUGGGCGUGCGUUCGGAGCGACGCCGCGCGGGAGCGCCUCGCGAGAGAGGCACGCGCGCUCUCCGCAGCAGCGGCAUUCGCGUCAUGCCCGCAGAGGGCUUGGCCGCGAACGCGCAGAGGAUUGGGGCGCCGCCAGACACCGCCUGACAGACAGCCGAGACGGCGGGGCGAGUGACAGAGGACUCUCCAGUCAGGACCGCAAGAAGGGAGACACCAUGAACUGGCGAAACAACCCGCCGUGCUCCAGCGCGGGCUACGAGGCCGCUGUCGAGGACGCGCCGCUCGUGACGAGUCUCUCCAGCCGGAGAGGACUCUGUGCGGAGGACGGAAAUUGCCUUCAGCAGUUUUGCGCGUGGCUCGGGCGGUUCUGCUGCGGCGUGACGCCGCAGUACCGCGAGCGGCUCCUCUACCUCGACGGCCGCACCGUGCCGCGGUAUUUCCCGAGUAAUGCCAUAAAAAACACGAAAUACAACUUCUUCACGUUCCUCCCCAUCGUCCUGCUCCAACAGUUCAAAUUUUUUUUCAAUUUCUUCUACCUCGCGGUCGCGCUCGCGCAGCUCGUGCCGCUGCUGCAAGUCGGGCCGCUCUUUACCUACCUGGCGCCGCUCGCCUUUGUUCAGUUCGUGACCAUCGCGAAGGAGGCCUAUGACGACUACAAACGCUACGUCCGCGACAAGGAGAUGAACGAGCAGGGCUACAAGCGCUUGACUCACGAAGGGCUGCAUGACGUGGCGGCGGCGCAGAUCGAAGUUGGUCACAUCAUCCAGAUCGAGGCAAAUCAGCGCGUGCCGGCGGACGUGGUGUUUCUUCGCACAACUGACAAGGCAGGCAGCUGCUUCAUCCGAACAGAUCAGCUCGACGGCGAAACUGACUGGAAACUGAGGCGCGCGGUUCAUUGCACGCAGCGGCUGAGCUCCGCGAGCGACCUGUGUCGCGCGUCGGGUUGGUGCCACGCAGAGGCGCCUCGGCAGGACAUCGACGAGUUUUUGGGGAGAUUCGUUCUCACACACGCCCCUGCGCUCGGCAGCGCGCCCACGCCACUCAGCGUCUUCUCCGGAGAGGACCCCGCAUGCUCUUCGUGCCUGAAUUCAGCCGGCGAGGCCGUGGAGAAGAAGCGAGGCAGCAAACGAGACGACGCAGAGCCGCUGACGAUCGCGUUGCACGACGGCAGCGGGCGCGAGGCCGAAGGUCAGCCUGUCGUCGAGGGCCUGACGCUGGACAACGUCCUCUGGGCGAACACCGUCGUCGCUUCGGGAUCCGUCCUCGGGCUCGCGAUCUACACUGGGAAAGAGACGCGUGCGGCGAUGAAUGCGUCGCAGCCGGCGAUGAAAGUGGGUCAGUUUGACUUGGAGGUGAACGUGAUGAGCAAGAUUCUGUUUGGCAUUCUCGCGCUUCUCGCGUUCGUCCUGGUUGCGCUCCGUCGCCUCGAGGGCAUUUGGCCAGUAUACUUCCUUCGCUUCGUGUUGCUGCUCUCCUCGAUCAUCCCCAUCUCGCUGCAAGUCAACCUGGUCAUGGCCAAGACGCUCUACAGCAUCUUCAUCAUGCGCGACAGAAAAAUGAAGGACACGCUCGUCCGCACUUCGACGCUGCCUGAGGAGCUCGGGCGAAUCGACUUCCUCUUCAGCGACAAGACAGGGACGUUGACGCAGAACGAGAUGCGUUUCAAGCGGCUGCACAUCGGGCGGGCGGUCUUCGCAGAGGAGGAGGUGGAAGAACUCAAGGCGUUUCUGAAGAAUUUCUACCUCUCGCGACCCUCCGGAGCGUCCUCUGCGGGCCCUGCGGCAGCCGCGGAAGGCGAGCGGAGAGACGGCCGUGACCGGGAGGGCGGGCGACGCGGCGAGAUCGCCUUCGCAGCUGUGGAGGCCGUUCGCGCGCUCAGCCUCUGCCAUAACGUGACGCCUGUCCAGGACAGCGACAAGCCGAUCACCUUCCAAGCCGCUUCGCCCGACGAGGUGGCACUUGUCACGUUCGCGCGAGACAUGGGCGUGAAGCUGGUUCACCGAGACGAGCACAGCAUCUUCCUCGAGGUGCCUGGCGGAGAGCGGCUCGAGUACACGGUGCUGACGUGUUUCCCGUUCAGCUCGGAGUCGAAGCGCAUGGGCAUCAUUCUCAGGGAGGUCGCGACACAGAGAAUCUUCUUCUUAGUCAAGGGCGCAGAGGCCGUGAUGAUUCCGCGCCUGCAGCCAAAGGGCUCACACUGGCUCCAGGAGGAGUGCGACAACUUCGCUCGCCAGGGCCUGCGAACGAUCGUAUUGGCGCAGAAGGAACUCGAGGAGGCCGAGUAUGAACUCUUUGCUUCGCGCUACGCGGCUGCGAGAGCCGCGAUGACGGAGCGUCAUGCGCGCUGUCGCCGCGAAAUUGAGCGCCUCGAACAGGACUUGAAGCUCCUCGGCUUGACGGGAGUCGAAGACAAGCUGCAGCACGACGUGCCUGCAACGCUCGAGUCUCUACGGCACGCAGGCGUGAAAGUCUGGAUGCUCACUGGCGACAAAGUCGAGACUGCAACGUGCAUUGCGGUCUCCGCCGGUCUGAAGGCGCGUCAACACUCGCUGACGAUUCUGUCGAGCCAGGAGAUCGUGACGCUCUCUCAGACGCAGGAGGCGCUCGAGCGGUUCGCCAUGGGGCCGAGCGAGAGCGUGUUGGUCGUGGACGGGCGCGUGCUGGGCUGCGCGCUGCAGCACUUUCCGCACUACUUCAUCCGCGUGGCCGCGCAGGCGCCAGCCGUCGUCUGCUGUCGCUGCUCGCCCACGCAGAAGGCCGACGUCGUGCGCCUCGUCAAGAAAUUUACGGGCCGCCGGACCUGCGCAGUCGGCGACGGCGGAAACGACGUCUCAAUGAUUCAGGCUGCCGACGUUGGCAUCGGCCUGGUCGGAAAGGAGGGCCGGCAGGCGUCGCUGGCGGCGGACUUCAGCAUCACGCAGUUUUCGUAUCUGCGUCGCUUGCUUCUUUGGCACGGACGAAACUCGUACCAGCGGAGUGCGAAGCUCGCGCAGUUCGUCAUUCACCGCGGCCUGAUCAUCGCCUUCAUUCAAGUCAUCUUCUCAGCCAUCUUCUACUUCAUUCCGCUUGCGAUUUUCCAGGGCUGGCUGCAAGUCGGCUACGCGACGUACUACACGAUGGCUCCGGUCUUCUCGCUGGUGCUGGACGAGGAGCUCCCCGAGAACGUCGUUUUCAUGUUUCCCGAGUUGUAUCAGACGCUCAAGAACGGGCGCGUCCUCAGCGUGAAAACCUUCUUCGGUUGGGUGUGGAAGUCGAUCUACCAGGCCGCUGUGGUUAUGAUGGGGGCGAUUGCGUUGUUCGAGAACUCCUUCAUGAACAUCGUAAGCAUCACCUUCACGGCGCUGAUCCUUGCCGAACUUCUCAACGUCGCCUCGGAGAUCCAGACUUGGCAUCCACUCAUGAUUGCCUCGGAGAUCUGCACCGUGACGAUCUACAUUUUCUCCAUGUUUAUUCUGAGAAGCUACUUUGACAUCGCGUUCAUCAUGACGCUCGCGUUCUGGGCGAAGGUCUCCGCCGUCACGCUAGUCUGCUGGGUCCCGAUUCAAGUGUUCAAGGCAGUGAAGAAGACGUUGCAGCCUCCGCAGCACGCGAAACUCGCUUCCUUGUGA